This is a messenger RNA of Lotus japonicus, 1254 nucleotides long. RefSeq names its product annexin D5-like. Gene Ontology annotation, molecular function: calcium ion binding; calcium-dependent phospholipid binding. Gene Ontology annotation, cellular component: cytoplasm. Bases 83 to 1252 code for a protein of 389 amino acids. The transcript is spliced from 7 exons. NCBI's taxonomy places the organism in Eukaryota, Viridiplantae, Streptophyta, Magnoliopsida, Fabales, Fabaceae. The record is from RefSeq and is a predicted model, not a curated record.
UAAUAACUUCUCAACUUCUCUGCAUUUCCAUUUCUCUACUUCUUGUUGCUGCUAUUGUUCUUCUCUGUAUUCAAAGUGGAAGAUGGCUACACUGACUGUACCCCCCGUUGCUCCUUCCCCAAGAGAUGAUGCCAUGCAACUUUACCGUGCUUUCAAAGGACUUGGGUGUGACAAUAGUGCUGUGAUCAAUAUUCUUGCUCACAGAGACGCUACUCAGCGCGCCUACAUUCAGCAAGAAUACAAAACAACAUAUUCUGAGGAGCUUUCCAAGCGUCUAGCUUCGGAGCUUAGAGGAAAGUUAGAGACUGCAGUUCUGCUUUGGAUGCAUGACCCUGCAGCGCGUGACGCAACGAUCAUUAGACAAUGUCUAGCCGCCGACAUGAACAUCCUAGGUGCUACUGAAGUGAUAUGUUCACGCACUCCAUCACAGCUCCAAUAUUUAAAACAGAUAUACCAUUCUAAGUUUGGAGUUCACCUUGAGCAAGAUAUUGAAGCAGCCACCACUGGGAAUCAUAAAAAGAUCUUGCUUGCUUAUGUUGGCACACCUCGUCAUGAAGGCCUUGAGGUCAAUAUAGAAAUUGCUCAGAAAGAUGCAAAGACUCUCUACAAAGCAGGGGAGAAGAAACUAGGAACUGAUGAGAAGGCUUUUAUCCACAUUUUCAGUGAGCGGAGCGGGCCACAUUUGGCUGCAAUCAGUUCUUAUUACCACGACGUCUACGGUCACAAGCUGAAGAAGGCAAUAAAGAAUGAAACAUCAGGGAAUUUUGCUCAUGCACUUUUGACAAUAAUCCAAUGUGCUGUUAAUCCAGCAAAAUAUUUCGCAAAGGUAGGGAACAAUUAUGAAAGGUUUAGUAUUUUUCUGAAACCGGUCCGGCCUCUCAGACUGCUUUGCACACCUCUGCUUCCCGUCCACCGGCCUCCGUUGACUCCUCUCAGCAGCGCCCCACCUACCGCAGCGAUCAGGGCCACUCCAACCAUCGUUAUGGGUCAGGGCAAAAUCGCAAUUAUCAGGGUGGUUCUGGUAAACCUAGGAAGAAAGGUGGCUCCCGUUAUCCUGGAUCACCUGGCUCCUCUGGUUCCUCCGCUGCAUCUCCUCCACCCUGGCGCCCACCACCGCAGGCAUCCUGGAAUCCAUGGGGUUGGGAUCCUCCCCCUGGUUGGGCUCCUUCCCCUUGGGGCAUGCCUCCUUGUCCUUACCCCACAUCUCAGUGGUCGCGUCCCAUGGGUGUUCCGCAGCAACCCGGCGUUUUAGGU